AUGGCCGCUGCUCGAGCUAGCUUCCUCCUGCCUGUGCAAAUUUCAUAUGUCUGCAUCUUCACCUCUCUCCCUGCUCUUCCCUUCCUGCCGUUCUGCCCCGUCCCCCCAUUCCCAGGUAUUCCCCCUGCCCUGACCCCCCAGGCCAUCACCCCUCCAGCCGGCAUCCUCCUGCUUGCCUACGCCAUGGCUCGCGCCCGCUCCUCCCUGCAGCAAUCCCUUGCUACCACACACUCUCUCCCCCACCACCCCUUCCCAUGGCCGCUGCUCGAGCUAGCUGCCUCCUGCCCGCCUCCCAUGGCUGCUGCUCUUCAGUUAAAGCCGCACCCAGACAGUCUCCUCCUGCCUCCCUCCAAGGGCCCUCCCUGGCCGUAUCUCUGCUUGGCGUACCCGUCUGCCUUAGCAACAGAGGCCAACACCUACUUCAUCCUCACUGCAUUCUUCACCAUUCUAACCCAUAUGCACCCAUCUGCUGUCUCCCUCUGCUUCCUCCUCCUCCUCAUCAUCUGGGUCUGGCUCUUUCUUUGGCCAUCCUCCUCCCGAACCUCCUCCCGCACCUCCUCCCAAACCUCUUCCCAGCUCUCCCACCAGACCUCCUCCCAUGCUGGAAGAUCCUCCUCUGCGUUGCACUCCUCCUCCCAAACCUCCCGCCUGCUCAUCCUACACUGUCCCACCGCCCUCCCCUGCGCGGCGUUUUUCGCUGCUCUGUAUCCUGUCAGCGCGAUAGGAUUUGGGUUUCUGCUGCUGGCGGUGCUGGGGUGUGUGAGGCUGAGGGCUGUGAGGGGCACGGCGCCGAGAUGGAUGUUCUUAUAUGGAGGGGCGGCGCUGGUGGUGGAGUUUGGGUUCCAGGUGGUGGUGGCACAGUGGGGGCUGGCGGCAUGGGUGGACCAGCACAGCGCGAUUCUGCAGGUGGUGGUGGCGCAGUGGGGGCUGGCGGCCUGGGUGGAGCAGCACAGUGCUAUUCUGCUGGUGGAUGGUUGGGUCGCAAGGAUUGUGGGGUAUACGUGGCUGGGCCUUGUCUUAUAUGAAGACACCGCUAUUAGCACUGUAGCAGGGGGGCGAAUGUGGGCUUUAACAUCCGGGUGUACUGCCAAAUCGGUGCUCCUAGCUGCUUGCCUGCUCCACCAUGCCUCCUGCCACUGGCUCGCCGAGCUUCCUCCGGAGCUUCGGGCCGACCUUAAGGGCGAGCUGUGCAUGCUGUUUGUGCCUGCCGAAGCUGUGGCUGCGGCUCGGCAUGCUGCUUCGGUGCAUGCAGAGGAAAUGACGGUGAGAGGGGGAGAGGAGGGAGGAUUAGGGAGGGGAGUGGGAGGGGGAGGAGGAGAGGUGGGAGGAGGAGGAGGAGGAGGAGGAGGAGGAGGAGGAGGAGGAGGAGGAGGAGGAGGAGGAGGAGGAGGAGGAGGAGGAGGAGGAGGAGGAGGAGGAGGAAGGGGAGGAGGGGGAGGAGGAGACAGCUCAGUGAAGGACGCACAGAAGGAUUUUACCCCUCCUCAAAGCCAGAUUGGGAGAGGCGAGGGAGGAGGUGGAGGAGGAGGGGGGUCAAACUUAAAGCGAGCAUACAAGCUGAUAAGUUUCCGGUCGUGGAGUGUAGGGGACUUGGAGAAACGAGCACGAGGUGCUGCUGAUGCCUCCUCCUCUUCCUCGAUCUCCUCCUCCGUUUUCUCUCUCGGAGGGUCAUGGAGGCGAGGGGAGAAGGCAGUGAGUGGUGCUUUGCUGGAACGGCAGGAGGAGGAGGCUCACGUUCAGGCAUGUAGCGUGGAAGAGAGGGAAGAGGAGGGUGAGGGUGAGGGGGAGGGGGAGGGGAAGAGUGGGAAGCGGAAGACAGAGGAAGGGAAAAAUGGCAGGGGCACAGGGGGGAUUGAUAAGAUUGGAUCUGCACACGAUGAUAUGAUUGCAGAUGGGUUCUUUGAUGGAUAUGAUGAUUAUUUUGAUGAGGAGGAUGAAUAUGAUGAGGAGGAUGAGGAGGAGGACCAAUCAGAGGAGGCGCGGCGGUACCGGCAGCAGCUGCGGUCGAUGUGGGCAGCGGUGCAAAACACAGUGGCACACUUCUUUUCACUCUACGGAUUUCAUAUGGUGGUUCUCUUCCUGCUGGUCGCCAGUUUCGCAGUCAAGAACAUUGUCUCGCUGCUCUACACAUCCAUCGUCGGCCUCUGCAUCGCUCUCCCUCCCCGCCUCGUCCGUCUGCUCUGGCCGCUCCUUACAGUCACCUUCGCUGCAAUCACCCUCUGGCAGUACUACAUGCUCGCCGGCCCCCCUCCCUUCCACCACCCCCCGCUUGCACCCCCUCCCUCACACACCCCUCCUGCAUCCCCUACCUUUCACUACCGGACUGGUCCCCCACCUCCUUUUCAUUACCCUUCCGGACUCUCUCCCUCGCACACACCUGGAUCGCUACUGAAUCCACAGUCGCCUCAAGACAGGCAGCGUUUUCUUCUGAGCGUGUUCCUCCCACCUCACCCUCAUCCUAGCUCGCUCUCGCUCUCCUUCCCUCCGCAAACGCACCCAAGCUCUCCCUUAAACCCGCCUGCCUAUUUCCCUAACGGGCUCAGCGAAAACUCUCUUUGGCAUUCAGCGGAGGUUAGCAACGUGAGCGGAGGAGGGCUAUUCAGCAACAUCAACAGGCGGCCGCACCCACCCAAGACGCACAGCCGCAACUGCCAGGACUGCUGGCGCAGCACAGAUUCCAAGGACCCCACCUGCUGGGACUGCUGGCUCGAAGGGCCCUCACCCAGCUGGACCUUUCUGGACCACUGGCGAUUCCUCUACUACAAAUACCUCCUUUGGAUCGUCCUCAUACUAGUCUUUGCCACAGGAACCCUCCAAUACGACCUCCUACACUGCGGCUACCUUGCCCUCUCCUUACUCAGCACGCGAAAACACGCGGCGAUUCUCCGAGGGCAGACCACUGUCCUGAACUACCUCCGAGCAUACAACUUCCUGCUGAUCACCGCUUCCCUGGUCUACCAGUGCCCGUAUUUCCCGUACCUGCCCGCGCUGUCAUGCAACCCGUUUAGUAUUGUCGGGCUGUAUAAGUAUGACUACGGGCUGAGGAUGGACACGAGGAGUGCGGUGGUGGAUCUGACCAUGUUUGUGCUCAUCACCCUCUUGGCUCACAGCCUUAAGUCGGAGCUCUUCCAGCAAGUGCUGCUCUUCACCACCAAGCAGGAGGUGAGUCAACCAACCUGCGUGGGUGGACUAUACAUGGGUAGGCGCGUAGGUGCACCAGGGGAGUGCAGUGCGUGUUAG
Closterium sp. NIES-65 is the source of this 3240-nucleotide messenger RNA. The record is from the annotation of a GenBank genome assembly. NCBI's taxonomy places the organism in Eukaryota, Viridiplantae, Streptophyta, Zygnematophyceae, Desmidiales, Closteriaceae.